This is a messenger RNA of Cyphellophora attinorum, 1086 nucleotides long. RefSeq lists its product as uncharacterized. Gene Ontology annotation, biological process: transcription initiation at RNA polymerase II promoter; RNA polymerase II preinitiation complex assembly. NCBI's taxonomy places the organism in Eukaryota, Fungi, Ascomycota, Eurotiomycetes, Chaetothyriales, Cyphellophoraceae. The record is from RefSeq and is a predicted model, not a curated record. The transcript has a single exon. Gene Ontology annotation, cellular component: transcription factor TFIID complex; nucleus. Gene Ontology annotation, molecular function: protein heterodimerization activity; transcription coactivator activity. The coding region runs from base 1 to 1086 and encodes 361 amino acids.
AUGGCAUUCUCCCCGCCCCCGCCAACAACCUCCUCCCUCCCGAACCCCAGAAAGCGCCCUUCGAUAUCGAGCACCGUCUCCGCGGCCGCAGCCAAACGCGCCAAAUUACACCCUCUGCGCCAAACGUCCUUCCCUGCCGCACACCUCAACUCAUCCGCCAUCGACACCAGUCGCUCCGCCGUCUCCGCUAGAUCAGAGACAGGGAGUGCGUUCAGCGGUACUUCGUCGAGACUACCCGGUGGCGGCAGCAGUGUAAGAGGCCGAGGCCGCCCUAAGAAGGACAAAGGCCGUAUACCUUCGCGGGAGCCGGAGGGUACGGCCUCGCAGACCGGCGGAGCAGGCAGACCACGCCCAACCGGCCGCGGCCGAACCGCGAAAUCAGUAAUCAGCGCCCCCGCGGGUGAGGAUGGCGACGACGAACCCAAUGAGGAUGAAGACGAUUCAGACGAAGAAGGGUCCGACGAAGAAAACGCCCUCGCCCUGGCCGACGAGUUCGAAGCCGACAAACUCCUCCAACAACGAGAACGCCGCCUUGCAUCGACCCUCACAGGUGAUGCAGAGCAGCGCUAUGAAGCGUUCAGAGGGAUGAGGCUGGAGAAGAAGACCGUCAGGAGGAUCGUGAAUGCCGUGAUGAGCCAGAGCGCGAAUGAGAAGGUCGUGUUGAGUAUCGGGUUCACGGGGAAACUGUUCUUGGGUGGGAUCGUGGAGGGGGCGCGGGUCGUUCAACAGGAGUUCGCGCAGGCGUACGACGAGACCCGGGAAGUGGAGAAAGCGUGGAGGGUAGAGGAGUUGGCGCGCCUGAAGGCGGUCAUUGAGCGGGAGAAAGAGGAAGGCGCAGUACGCAUGGACGACAAGGACAGAGUGCUCGUUACCAGAGAUAUCGCGCGGCUAGAGAGGGAGGUGAAGGAGUAUAUCCCGAAUCCGCAUCGGGGAGGGUUACUGCCGGAUCAUUUGAGGGAGGCGUUGAGGCGGUAUAGGGCUACGGGAGAGGGCUUUUCGGCGGGGGAUCAGGGGAGUGCGCAUGCGCUGUUGGGCGUUCCGGGGGGUUGUGUGAGGAGGUUGGGUGGGAGGCGGUUGUUUCGGUAA